AUGGCAUUAGACGAUGAAAAUGAUUUCAAUUCAUUCAUUAUUGAGAGUAAAAAUCUAAGUUCAAAUAAAAUAAUGAAUGCCAGAGGUGCAACAGUAGAAGUUCCACCUUCCUACCCUGUAUUCGGAAUGGCUUAUGCCAUUAAAGUCAAUAAACAAUUGAAUAUUUCACAACCAAUAUCUUCAAUUUCUGAUUUAGUUUCAACCCUUCAUGAAGAAAAACUAACCAUAAAUGGUAUUAAAGAUUUAAACAACGAAUAUCUAAAAGAAGAACUAGGGGUUACAAAACACAGAUGGCUAAUAAAUAUUAAACAAGCUGCAAGCAAAUAUUAA
Molecule: messenger RNA, 330 nt
Organism: Racocetra persica
Lineage: Eukaryota; Fungi; Glomeromycota; Glomeromycetes; Diversisporales; Gigasporaceae
Source: the annotation of a GenBank genome assembly